CAUCUACUAUCUAGCCAGCCCCAGUAGCAAAACACCAAACCCUAGUAGAUCACUUCGAUCUCGAUUGUCCUCCAUGGAUUUCCAAACCCUCACCAGGAGACAACUCCAAGCCCUCUGCAAGUCGAACAAGAUUCCGGCUAACAUGACCAAUGUCGCCAUGGCCAACGCUCUCAAAGCUCUUGAGUUCGUUGAAGGUAUUGAAGAGGUCAUGAAGCCAUCAGAAUCUGAGAUUGCAAAUUCGUCUGUUGAGUCACCUGAGAAGUCUGAUAUGAUGUCAAGUGCUCCUCGCACUAGUAGACGAGCUGCAAUUCGCCCUGAAAUUUCUCAGACUAUGACUAGGACACGUCGAUCAACAAGAAGAAUGCCCCUCGAGGACCAAGUGAAGAAUGAUGUGAUUGAGACUCCAGCAGCACCAACUGCUAGAAGAAGGGCAGCGACAACUUCAGUUAGCUCAAAAAUGGAAAGCUUGCUGAAGGAAUGUGUAGAGACAGAACAAGAUGGGGAGCAGACUUUGAAUGAAAAGAAAGAUCUUCCAAAGACACCAGGUACACGUAUGACAACCCGAAGGAGGCAAGUGAAGGAGAACACUUCAGUUCGGCCAGUAUACAGCACUCGCAGAUCAUCUAGGUUAGCCUCAAAAUAUGAAGAGUCAAGCAAAGAGGGUACUGAAAUGUCACAGACGGCUACGUUUGAUUCAUUUACCGAUGAAACAUAUGAUAUUUUGGAAGUCAACUCUAAACUGUGUUCUCUCCACUUGGAUGAUGAACAGGGGAAAGCUGCUGCAGAUUCAAGUGCAUUCUCUAAUGGAAAUGAGAAUCAAAAUGUGGCAAGCAAGGAACUUAGUGCUGAUAUGCAUCAAAACUCUGAAGAACAUGCUACUGAAGAGAUUACCAAUGGGCUCAUUGAAAAUUAUGCAACUGUAGAUUUCUCUGCUGGCAAGGAAUCAAAUGAUGUUGAAGUGGACUUACAACAAGGUGCUGAUCUUGGGCUUGAAGGUCAGGAUGCCUUUUGUGAUAACAUGGCUGGUGAAGUUUCUGAAUGUGUGGUGGAAAAAGCUGGUGAUGAAAUGGUUGAAGACCACUCUCACUUCAAAGGGGGGCAGCAGGAGGAGGCUGAGGACAACAUUAGAGAUGAAAUCUCUGACCAUGCUGUUGAAGAUGUUGAUGUUGGUGAGAAUACAAUUCAAUGCAAACACUUGGAUGAUGAGCUAAACAAAGGCCACAAGCAAUUGGAUGAGGAGGAGGAGGAGGAGGAGCAGGAGGACCAGGGCAACAACAACACUAAUGGAAUUUCUGACAGUGAAGUUGAAGAUGUUAAUCUUCAACCCAAAUUCCAGGAGGUUGUUGUUAUUGGUGAGCAGUUGGGUGCUGCUUCAUGUAACGAGGAACUUGACACUAACGAAAAUUCUGAAUGUUUUGAGGUUGAUGAUUUGUGCAAGGGGGGCCUUGGCCUUGAGGUUGUGGGUAAUGGUAUAAUUCUAACCAAGCAAUUGGAUGAGGUCAUCAUCAACACUAAGGAAAUUUCUAAUACUGAUGUUGAAGAGGAGGAUGUGAAUGAUGAGGAGGAACUUGACACUAAAGAAAAUUCUGAAUGUGAGGUUGAAGAUCAUGGCAUGGUUCUUGACAAUGAGGAAGAAUCUAAUACUGAUGUUGAAGAUGCUGCUGAUCUUCACUGGAACAUGGCUUUAUCCAAUCAGCCAUCUGUCAAUGAAGAUGAUGAGGGGCAGUGCAUGAAUGAUGAAAUUUCUGAACAAGAUGCUUCUUCAGAUGAGAUGCAAGAAGAGAAGUUAGUGGACCCUGCAAGCAAGGAUCUAGUUGAUCCAAACUCCACCUUGAUGUUGGAUCCUCCUGCUCACAUUUCUGUUUCUGAUGUGGCAGAAACAGAUUCAGACAACACCUCACUGGUGAAGAAAACACCCUCUGACAAGACGAUGACACCAAGGGAACCAGUAACAACUAUGGGUCUAAACCAUGUCACAGAUGACAAGGAGAACAUUGAUAAUAGUGGCAUGAAAUUGGUUGUUACAAAAGAAAAGCUGAAGAAAAAGGGCAAUGCUGAGGUGAAGAAUCAAAAGCCCUUGGAAGAUUUAAGUCUCAGACAGCUCACUAAGAUGAUGAAAGAGAUGAAAAUACAGAAUGCAGAAAAAAGCACCAAGACUGCUGUGAGUAGGCCAGCUCUACAACAUGUCCCUGAGAACUGCUUGGUUGGUGAAUCUAGAAACAGAUCUGAAGAUUAAGAUGAAUUAAUCAACAGAAGGAACUUUGAAGAACAAUUACAGAAUGUUCUACCUUCUUGGUUGGCAUAUAUUGAGAAAGAUAUCAUAAACAUUUCCUUUUUUUAUUUCCUUUAUGAUAAACAAUUUCCUUUGAGAAAGAUAUCAUCAUAUCAUAAACAUUUCCUUCUAUAUCAUUCAUUUUUGGAGUUGUUUGGAGUUGUAAAACGGUUGUCAAUUGUGGUGCAAAUUUCCAAAUGCUUAGAAAUGAUUGAUAAUCAAUCAAUAAAGAAUCUUGUUGCA
Messenger RNA from Ipomoea nil (Japanese morning glory), 2515 nucleotides. RefSeq names its product protein hook homolog. Bases 74 to 2236 code for a protein of 720 amino acids. The record is from RefSeq and is a predicted model, not a curated record. NCBI's taxonomy places the organism in Eukaryota, Viridiplantae, Streptophyta, Magnoliopsida, Solanales, Convolvulaceae. The transcript has 5 exons.